GCCCUGUUUUUGACCGUCGCCGUCUACUUCCAUCUCUGGUCAAUUGACUCCUCGUUCACCUCCGACGAUCGAGAAAUCCUCAGACGACAAUUUGAGCAAGCGAAUUUGGAGGCGAUGGAUGAAUCUGCGGAUUGGAGAAUGAAAUUCGAUGAGCAACUGGAGAGGAGUAAGCGAUAUCAGGAGGAGUUAUUAAAGGUAAAGGGCGCAUUAAAAAGUGCUAUCGGGGGACUGACCAUGCUGAGAAAGGAAAAUAUUGACCUGCUGAAGCAAGCGGAAUCUAGACGACAACAUUGCAAUUGUAGACAAUCUGGAACCUAGUUUCUAUAAUUAUAUUGUGCAAUAACAGUGCAAAAUUGUCAUCAUGGCAAAUGCUCGGAUAUAUUGUCACCGUUGUAUAUUUUGUUGUUGAAGUCGGCAACCAGGCAUCAAUGAGAGAAAGCUCCUGUUCUUCAUGAUACUCUUCGCCAAAACCCUUAAAUUAUAGGAAGCACUUGGAUUU
Asparagus officinalis (garden asparagus) is the source of this 499-nucleotide messenger RNA. RefSeq lists its product as uncharacterized. The record is from RefSeq and is a predicted model, not a curated record. The annotation marks the transcript as partial. The transcript is spliced from 4 exons. NCBI's taxonomy places the organism in Eukaryota, Viridiplantae, Streptophyta, Magnoliopsida, Asparagales, Asparagaceae.